Zygotorulaspora mrakii is the source of this 1491-nucleotide messenger RNA. RefSeq names its product aldehyde dehydrogenase family protein. NCBI's taxonomy places the organism in Eukaryota, Fungi, Ascomycota, Saccharomycetes, Saccharomycetales, Saccharomycetaceae. The record is from RefSeq and is a predicted model, not a curated record. Gene Ontology annotation, molecular function: aldehyde dehydrogenase (NAD+) activity. The transcript has a single exon. The coding region runs from base 1 to 1491 and encodes 496 amino acids.
AUGACGAACUAUAAACAGGCCAAACCUGUGAGCAUCACAUUACCUAACGGGUUGGAGUACGAGCAACCAACCGGUCUUUUUAUUGGGAAUGAAUUUGUGGAAGCACAGUCUGGUGAUACCCGUGAAGUAGAGAACCCUUCAACCAAUGAAAAGCUAGCCGAUAUCGCCGCUGGUGAUGAAAGGGAUGUAGACUAUGCUGUUGAGAUUGCCGAAAAGGCUUUCUACAGUGAGUGGUCUACUCAGGAUCCAAAGAAAAGGGCGGUUCAUCUUUACAAGUUGGCAGAUCUGAUCGAAGAAAGUAUCGAUCUUAUCAAAUCCAUUGAGACCGCUGACAAUGGUAAAACAUUAGCACUAUCAGAAGGUGAUGUGUUACUCUCCAUUAACUGUCUUAGAGAUGCAGCUGCGUAUGCGGACAAAAUAGAUGGCAGGGUUGUCAAUUCGGGCGAUACUCAUGUAAAUUUCACGACCCAUCAUCCUGUUGGGGUUUGUGGUCAAAUCAUUCCAUGGAAUUUUCCAUUAAUGAUGAUGAUUUGGAAGAUCGCGCCAGCUCUAGCAAUGGGGAACACAGUAAUUCUAAAGCCCGCCUCUGUUACCCCAUUGAAUGCACUUUUCGUAGCAUCUCUGAUAAAAAAGGCUGGAUUUCCAAGUGGUGUAAUUAAUAUUUUGACUGGUUCCGGUAGUAAAGUUGGCUCUGCAAUCACUAACCACAAGAGGAUAAGAAAGGUUGCCUUUACCGGUUCCACAUCUGUUGGCAGAAGUACUGCUGUUGAUGCAGCGAAGGCUAAUUUGAAAAAAGUUACCAUGGAACUUGGAGGAAAAUCUGCUCAUUUAGUUUUUGACGAUGUUGAUGUCGAAGAAACUGUACCAAAUUUGGUCACUGGUAUUCUUGCAAAUGCUGGCCAAGUCUGCAGUGCAGGAUCGCGUAUAUACGUACAAGAGGGGAUAUACGAUAAAAUCAUCAAAGGUUUCAAGGAAUAUGUUGAGACAAAGGUAAAAAUAGGAGAUCCGUUCGAUACUAGUAACUUCCAAGGAGCCAUCACAAACAAACAGCAGUAUGAGACUAUCCAAGAGUACAUUAAAUUAGGGAAAGAAGAGGGUGCCAAAAUAUUUGGUGGAGAAAGCAUCGGUGGUAAAGGAUACUUUAUUUCACCAACAGUUUUUUACGAUACCAAUGAGGAUAUGAGAAUUGUUAAGGAAGAGAUUUUCGGCCCUGUAGUUGUCAUUUCUAAAUUCAAGACUCUGGAAGAAGCUGUAAAGUUAGCCAACGACUCUGAGUAUGGUCUAGCUUCAGCCGUAGAAACUAAAAAUUUGUCUACAGCCAUGAAAGUCGCCAGGCAGUUGGAAGCAGGCACAGUUUGGAUCAACACCUACAACGACUUUGAUUCACGCCUACCAUUCGGAGGUUUCAAGCAAAGUGGUUACGGUAGAGAAAUGGGUAAAGAAGUGUACGAAGGUUAUACUAACGUUAAGACUGUGAGGAUUAAGUUGUAG